Molecule: messenger RNA, 349 nt
Organism: Elaeis guineensis (African oil palm)
Lineage: Eukaryota; Viridiplantae; Streptophyta; Magnoliopsida; Arecales; Arecaceae
Source: RefSeq, a predicted model, not a curated record
GAUGUAAGUGAGCAUGAAGUUCAAGAUAAAGCUGAAGGGGAUGUGGGAGGAGAUGUGAGAGGAGAUGUGGGAGGGAAUGUGAUAGAAGGAAUGGUUGAAGAUGAAGUAGGAGUAGAAGUUGAGGAUAGGAGAGAUGAUGAUGUGCUUGAAUUAACAGAGAAGGUUUAUUCUUUUUUUGAUUCAGAUGAUGUUGAUUGGAUAGAGGGAGAGUCAAAAGAUGAGGAUAGAAAUGAUUCAACUGAUGAGGAUGAUGAUGAAAAAUCUGAGGAUGAAGGUAGUGAUGAACUGCUGAGUGAUAUGAACUCUAUGAAAUCAGUCGAUCCCUUGAGUAGUGAUGAGGAGCCCAAUU